GCAGCUGUGCGGGGUGCUCCAUUGCCACGGAUAUGAUCAGCUAAAUACAUGCAAUGAGCUACACGCUCAGGCUGCUCGCUCAUUUAAACCUUCCCCCUAGUUUCUGAAUACGACAUCCGAACUAAACAUGUCGUACCAAACCAAUCUGUUCAUCAACGGCAAAUAUGUCCCCUCCUCCAGUGGAGAGACGUUGACCAUCCACAGCCCCAACGAUGAUUCUUUGGUCACAGACAAGAUCCAAGCUGCCAGCGAAGCCGAUGUCGAUACCGCUGUAGCAGCUGCCAAAGCUGCUUUCCCGCAAUGGCGAGAUACUGCUGGUCACAAGCGGGCCGCCAUUAUGCUGAAGUUCGCCGACCUGCUUGAGGCGAAUGUCGACAAAUUGGCUCAAUUGGAAUCUGUUGCCAUGGGUCAACCCGUUUCCGUGGCGAAGCGUAUGAUUCUUGGCCCAGUCGCUCUGUGGAGGUAUUAUGCAGGCUACUCUGGCAAGGUUGCUGGUGAAUCGUUCCCGCCUGAUGAGGACGGUACAUACAAGAUCGUGCAAUACGAGCCUCUUGGUGUUUGUGCGGGCAUCUGCGCCUGGAACGGCACGCAUGUCUUAGCUGCUUGGAAGAUGGCACCCGCAAUGGCAGCAGGCAACACUUUCGCCCUGAAGAGCAGUGAAAAGAGUCCACUUGGCACUUGUGCUUAUGGAGAUCUCCUAAACGAAGCCGGCUUCCCUCCGGGAGUGAUAAAUAUCUUGACGGGCGAUGGAAAGGUUGGAUCACUUCUCGCACAUCACAUGCAGGUCAGCAAGAUCGCCUUUACAGGAUCUGCACCAGCCGGAAGAGCAGUAAUGGCAGCAGCAGCCAAGUCCAAUUUGAAGAAAGUCAGCCUCGAAUUGGGCGGCAAGAGUCCGGCCUUGAUCUUCGAUGACGCUGAUCUUGAAAAUGCUGUAGAACAUAGUUCUACAAGUUUCUUACGAAACUCUGGGCAGAUCUGCUUCGCCGCAUCUCGCGUCUUGGUGCAAGAGAACAUUGCACCUAAAUUCAUCGAGGCGAUCAAGGUGGCCUUCGAAGGCGCAGAGAAGCAGAUGGGUGAUCCUUCUCUUGCCGAUACUGCAUUUGGACCGCUCGCCGACAAAAAGCAAUUUGAACGUGUCAUGUCGUUCCUCACAGGAGCGCGUGAAGAGGGCGUUCAGGUUUUGGUUGGAGGAGAGCGCAAAGGCGAUAAGGGCACCUUCGUCAAGCCAACAGUCUUCCUGAAUCCCGAUAUAACUUCGAAAGUUUACACCGACGAGAUUUUCGGUCCUGCCAUCUCAGUCCGCACUUUCAAGGACGAAGAUGAGGCGGUCGAACUCGCAAAUGCUACAACGUAUGGUCUAGGCUCUACGGUAUACACUUCAGACGUCGCACGAGCGUUGCGAGUCGCUGGCAAACUCGAAGCUGGCACAGUUGGCAUCAAUUCCGCUUUCAACACCAGCCCACAAACGCCCUUUGGCGGAUAUAAGCAAAGCGGAUAUGGGCGUGAAAGUGGUCCAGAGGGUCUGAAGGAGUAUCUGCAACCGAAGACGAUCCACAUCAACAUGAAUGUUCCGAAGAAGAGAUAAAAUCUCGUGACUUGGCCACCUACAGAAGUGGUAUUUGUAUUGUGUCUGCACAAUCCAAGAAAGUUGGUGAGGAAAGAGGACAUUCCGAGCAUGCGUUUGCUCAGCCAAGAUUUAUGCAUCACGAUAGGUAAAACGCAUAUACUUGACGCCUCACCAUCGGCUGCA
Cercospora beticola is the source of this 1750-nucleotide messenger RNA. RefSeq names its product aldehyde dehydrogenase family protein. The record is from RefSeq and is a predicted model, not a curated record. Gene Ontology annotation, molecular function: aldehyde dehydrogenase (NAD+) activity. NCBI's taxonomy places the organism in Eukaryota, Fungi, Ascomycota, Dothideomycetes, Mycosphaerellales, Mycosphaerellaceae.